Messenger RNA from Petromyzon marinus (sea lamprey), 3050 nucleotides. It is a transcript of the gene PHYH, whose product is annotated as phytanoyl-CoA 2-hydroxylase. The record is from RefSeq and is a predicted model, not a curated record. Gene Ontology annotation, molecular function: phytanoyl-CoA dioxygenase activity. Gene Ontology annotation, biological process: fatty acid alpha-oxidation. NCBI's taxonomy places the organism in Eukaryota, Metazoa, Chordata, Hyperoartia, Petromyzontiformes, Petromyzontidae.
GACCAAUCGGCGGGGAGCGUAACAUGGUGGGUGGGUAGGGGAAGACGAGCUGUGAACGAGCAGAGCGAUGGCCGCUGCGAGUGCCCGGCUGCUGGUUCACCUGGGGCACCUGAGGGGACGUCCACCGUCAACGCUGCCCCUCAGCCCCAAUCAUGUCGGAGCUGCUCAGGCAAUGCACCAACCCAACAUCCCACUCAAAUUCAGAUACUCUUUGGAUAAUGGGAUUCUGACACCGAAACAGAGAGAAUUCUACGAAGAGAAUGGCUUUAUCGUCAUCAAAGGGCUGGUUCCUAAGACGGAUCUGGAUAAAUACAGGAACCAGUUUGAAAAGAUUUGCCGUCUGGAGAUGACCGUACCGGGCAUGGUGGUCAUGCGAGACAUUGCCAUAGCCAAAUCCGAGUUUGUCCCUGACCAAAAAGCCAUCACCAAGAUCCAGGAUUUCCAGAAUGAUCCUGUUCUGUUCGAGUACUGCGAGCAUCCAAAGGUCAUCCAGUAUGUGGAAGCUUUCACAGGAUCCAACAUUAUGGCCAUGCACACGAUGCUCAUCAACAAACCUCCUGACCCUGGCUCCAAGACGUCACGCCACCCGAUGCACCAAGACUUGCACUACUUCCCAUUUCGUCCGGCCGACCGCAUUGUGUGCUCGUGGACCGCCAUGCAGACCAUCAACCGGCAGAACGGCUGCCUGGUUGUGUUGCCCGGCACUCACAAGGGGGAGCUCAAGCAGCACGACUACCCUGAGUGGGAGGGCGGCGUGAACAAGAUGUAUCACGGCGUGCGGGACUAUGACCCGACGAUGCCGCGCGUUCACCUGGACAUGGAGGAGGGUGACACCGUGUUCUUCCAUCCCCUACUCAUCCACGGAUCCGGCAUGAACAACACUGAUGGUUUCCGCAAGUCUAUCUCCUGCCACUACGCCAGCAGCGAGUGCAACUACAUCGAGGUGAAGGGCACGAGCCAGGAGAACAUUGAGAAUGAGGUGAAGGACAUUGUUCGAAAACGCCACGGCAUCACGGAGCUCGACUUCUCGGACGUGUGGCGCAUCAAGGGACGACUCGUGAAUGGAGAGAGGCUGCAGCUGUGAGGGGGCUCCGCCACGCGCCUUCACGCCACUGAUGGUUCCCUUAGAAUCCCUGCCACCCAAUCAUGUGUCCCCUUUAAUAUGCCUUAACUGUAUCUUCUAUUUCAGACCCAAUAGUCAUAAAGCAGCAGUUAUUAAAGCCAUUGGCCGCACCAUCCUGGUCAAUAUAUGGGGUCAUUCACGGAUUACAUGCACACUGGAUAUCCCAUCUUCAAGCAGAACAGAAGUACUUGAAAGUAAUGCAUACCUCACAUGAGUAGUGGUGAAAAUUCUAUGCAAGUGCUGGUGAACCACGUCUCCUCAUAUGACGUCACGUGGCGUCCUCAAAACGUCUGUACAUGUAACAACUAAUCUGGACCUCUUUUCUCCAGGUCUCGCUUCUACCUCGCUACUCUCGCUAUAAUCUCACUAAUCUUUAUCUCUUGUCUGCAGCUAUAUUAUCUCGUGCAUCUCUCAGAUCCGUGUUUCUCUGUCUUGGCGAGCCAUAUCUCUCAGCGGGCCAUAUGGGUCGACAGAUGAAGAACUCUUUCGUAGAGCCACUACAUAAGCUGAUAUUCUGGUCUGCAAUGCCUUUGUGUUCUGAAAUGUUUUCACAUGUUUUAAGUAAUUCGUUAAUGCUUCCAUGAGUUUCUGAUUCUGUUGGCUGUUGUGACUCGCACAUUUCACAUUAGAUGUUUUAGCAAGCAAAAAAAAUAACCAUUUUAACUUAGGAAGAGCAUUUUGAUUUUAUUUGACAUUUGAAGUACCUAAUUUCUGAGGUAAAACCAUAAAUGAGUUUGAUCUCGAGUGUUUAUCUUGUUGAACGAUGAUGGGGACUGUUCCAGCACUUUUGAGGAAGGUUUCCUCUGGACAAUAUGGGGUUAAAACUUGGCACUUUCUUGGUUUUGAUUUUGCAAUGAUAACAGUUUUCUGCAUAUAAAGCAAAUGCUGGUAAUUGUAAAACGUAAAUGUAGAGGUGAGUCCUAAAAGAUGUAAUACCUCACUAUAAAUGAGUUUGAAAUUAUUUUUAAUAAAGUGUUUAAAUUCAUCACUAGUUCGUGCUCAUUAUUUUAGUACAUGCUCAUGAAUGGACUUUUUUGUUUUGUUUUAGUGACCGAGUAUCCCUAUUCAUCAAAUGGACACGUAACAUUGUUAAAAUUGAGUUGCAAAUCAUUAACACAACGUGAGAUUUGAGUUAUGACAUUGAAAGAUGUUGACCCAGGAUAUUUAAGUAAUGUUACUGAUGGUAGUGUGCUGUGCUCAUUCCUCAUUGAAAUGUGCUCGAUCACACAGCAAAGUGAUUAAAUUGUGAAUAAUCUGAUCAUUGGGCUCUUCGGCACAUGUAUACAUCUUAGAAUUUCUUCAUAAAAGGUUAAGAUGUGAGCUGCUUGUAUGAAAAAGAUUGAUUGUCUGAAACUUGAGCAAAACUUUCAGCGGCAACUACUGGGAUCAUGGCCAAUCUGUGCGUCUCACUGCUUGGCCAAUCGUCACCAUAUAAUCUGCAUGCCAGACACACACAGACACGCACACACACACACACGCACCUUGAGGCGUGUAGCCCAGAUGAUCACACAUUCGGCUGGUUUGGAGGGACCAGCAGGAGCCAUGACUCGCACAGCGCUCUCUCUGCUCGUCCUUGUGCUCUUCUCCUGCAUCCAGGAGGGCAGAGCAGCUACACUCAUGAAGACAAUUCAAGAUCCGAAUGCGGUGUUUGUGCGAGAGGAGACAGCAGCCAGCUUCCUCCGUCCCCGCCGCUCGGUCAAGCUGCCGCGUGAAACCAUCGCGGAGCAGACGCAGAGCCUCUUGGCAGACAAGCGCCGCACGGAAUACCGCGAGGAGCAGAUCAAGGCACGGGAGAACUUUGCUGAGGAAGAGCGAUCUGAGACGUACGAGCAGACCCGGGAGGCGACCGAGUCGUGGAGAGAAUACCACUACGACGGACUCUACCCCUCCUACCGCUUAAACCGCCACAUUCCCUACUGAGCCACAC